Messenger RNA from Symbiodinium sp. CCMP2592, 7122 nucleotides. The record is from the annotation of a GenBank genome assembly. NCBI's taxonomy places the organism in Eukaryota, Dinophyceae, Suessiales, Symbiodiniaceae.
AUGGCGAGCGAUUACAACAGUCUUGACGAUGUUCCGAUGCAGAUAAGAAGAAAUCUUUCGAGUCCUGUUCCAUCACAUUUCAGUAUCGUUACCGCUACGCCGUCUCCCAACCUGGUUCAUAACCAAGAGGUUAUGAGCCCAAGGGCUCCCCUUGGGCAAAUCUCCGCAAACACUCAGCAGCAAGGACAGCAAACAACAGCUACAGCAUCUACAGCAGACAUUGCAGCGGACGGAUCAGUCGUCUUCAGGAGUUUAUCCCAAGUGGUACUUCCUGCAGACCUGGUGUUGCGACUGCAAGCGCUGCAGAAUCUAGAGCUGGGACAACUGGCGGAUCUUGAUCACAUCCGACAGGGCAUGCAGGCACUGGCCGAUGAGCUGGUGAGACGUUCCGAGCUGCUUGGACAAUGUGUCCAAAGGGCCGCAAGUGGCACCAUGGAAGAUAGAGAAACCAUACGGGGUUUGCAGCAGACUUUGCAAGCCCUACAACAGAGAGAUGCGCAUCAUCAAAGUAGACUUGCCUUUUUAUCCUCGGAGCAUGAGCGGACGAUGAGCCUUCUUGCAGAGUUUGAAGCGGGCAUGAAAGCCAAAUGGGCCGAGGCUUGGCAGAAAACCACUUCCUUGGAGGAGAGACUUGAAACCUUUCUGGCGGCACAGGCUGGAUUGCGUGGAGAUCUUGAGGGUCUUGUCGGCCAGUCGGCCGGAGAGCAGAAGCAGCUCCUUGUUACCAUGCUUGAGAAGCAGGCGGCAGCAUUGGAGCAGGCAACGGUGAAGCAAGCAAACAGCGAAGAGCAGAUUGAGCAGCUGAAGCGGAGCUUAGAUAGGGCUCAGGCUGAGGCAGCGAAGGCGAGAGACCAGUAUGAGGAUGAUUUGAAAACCACUAGAUGGGUGGUAAAUCGGGUCGCGAGGUUGGAAAUGCUGGUAGAAAAGCUGCGAAUUCAGGAUGCGACUAUCCAGCGAGAGUUAGAGGUGGAUCCCGAAGAAGGAAUUCGGUUGGGAAAUGCUGGUCACGAUGUGGACCGCACCGGAGCCCCUGUGAUCCAUCAUGUUCUAUCUCCAGAAAACCCAGGGGAUAGCAAUGAGAACUACGAGGAUGAUUGGUGGGGUGCAGGUGUUGCCGAGCAGUGGGAUGCAGUCGGGCGCAAUUUUCCACCCGGCUUGGGGCUGAACGCUCCUCCACCACCGUUGCCUGAGAACAUGAAGCAGGCUAACUCGGCACCUGAGGUCAAAAUCCACCAGGCGGCGUUUAAGCUGUUGAAGGAUGCCCCGAAGCUUGACCUAUCAGCAGGAGGGGAACCGUGGGAGAUCGGCAUGGUUGUCCACCAGUGGCGUGUGGAGAUGCGGACUGUGCUGGCAGCGAUCCAUCAGCAGUUCGCCGAGUUCUUUGACAGGACCUAUGAAGCAGGGAGGUUGAGAUAUGAAAAGAAGCGUUUGUCAGGGAUUGAGGAUCAGCUACCGGCUAUUGCUAGUGCGGACGCCGAAAUGGAGACGCGGCUAUCGCUGACGCUGUUGCAGAAGCUUCCCACUGCCGUUCGCCAGCCUGUGGUGGAGACGUCUUCAUCGCAGAACGUGCGCUGUGUGCUCAUGUUCGAAAGCUUACAUGAGAGAUAUGCUCCAGGAGGCAAGGAAGAGCUAGAAUCAAUCCAAAGAUACCUGAGACAACUCCCUACGGCUCAGGAUUUCAAGGGCGCUCUUACAACUUUGAGGCGAUGGAAACUUGCACGCCAACGGGCGCACAAUCUCGGGUUGCCGGAGCAAGCGCCUAACGAAGGCAUUUCAGCGUUAGACUCCCUAGUGCGAGCGCUAGAGAAAAGGAACCAACAGAUGGGGAUGAAGAUCAACUUACUUCGUAUGCAACCAGAUUUGAUUAUUCCCUCGUCGGCUGGGCUUGAAAGGUACGCUUUGUUACUCGAAACCGAGUGUCGGAGGCUAGCCUCCGAUCAAGAAGUGCGGGACGCACGCGCGGCCCAGAGUAGUGAAAUCGUAGUUGCAGCAGAGGCAGCAACCAAGGGCAAGGGUCGGCAGAUGUGUCAUUUCUUUGCUAAGCCAGGGGGAUGUUGGAGGGGCAAAGAUUGCCCAUUCUUCCAUGGGGAGGCGAAUCAGGCCAAGGGUAAAGGUAAGGAUAAGGGAUCUGGGAAAAGUAAGGGGAAGAGUGCCGAUGGCAAACAGGGUGGCAAGGGCAACGACAAGGGGCUUUUGGGUGUAGGCUUGAAGAGUAUGGUGUAUGCUGCCCGAGAAGUGGGUGGCAGGUCUGAGCCAUCCGAUUCGGACCAAGGGUCAGAGCUCUCCGAAGUUGGACAGGCUUUAUCUAGUGAUUCAACAGGCGAGGCACUUGAGAAUCAGUCCAAUGGUAGUUCACAGCUGGAAGAGCUAGAAGAUAUUGUACGUGAGAGGGCUGAGCAAGCUCCCAACAGGGCUCCCCUUUGGUAUCUUGUGCUAGAUCCUGUUGAGUAUGCUGUCUGGAGUCCCGGGCACGAUGUGAUCACGCAUGCCAUUGCCCCUUUCGAGCGUGUGAACGGUCCAACCUUGAUUGCGCUUGGGGUUUGGUGGGCUUUGUCAGAGAUUGAUUUCGAGCUUCCGGUAGCUGUAGCCUCCGGAGAUGUGGUCGAAGCUUUUAGAUCGCGUGAUGGCGAGUUGAUCCUCGGACAGGAGCCUGACAGUGACUGGAUACUGAGCGUAAGGCGCCUCAGAGGCGUUAGCGGCUCAUUUGUUUGGGAUGCCUCAGGCCCUCGCAUCACAUACCCUAGUGACUCUGGCACUGUAACCAUUGACUGCUACGAAGAGAAUGGGUUGCCAUACAUAACUUGGAACGACUUUCGUCCGAUCAGGAAGCUCUUGGCACAGGCUUGGAAGUACAAGGGCAUGGGAACUGUCUUGAGAGCAGCGUCAGUGGAUGGGAUGCAAGUGCAAAUUCUGAGCUAUCCAGAAGUAUCAGAGGCAUUGCAAACACGGUUUGAGGAGGAGAGUAGCUUAGCGGCACCUGUUCAGGUGGAAGAUGCCGGAGAGAAGUAUGCGCAGCACCUUUGUGAACAGAGCACGGUGUCGUUCAAGGAGGUUUGGGAGGCAAUCCAGUUGGCCUCUCUAGUUGAGCGUAGAACAGACCGUGAGAAGAUCAUUGCAGGAAGUGACGGCCAGAAGAUUCCUGUGUGGGUGUUCGGGCUGUUUGUUCAUGGAGGUGUACUCGGACUGACUGCUGAGACAUGUCGACAUCCUUGGUUGACGAAGUUGCUGACGAAGAUGGUGCGUCAGAACAAUCCGGGCUUGGAGUUCCUGUCCAUCACAGUGUCAAUCAAUGUAGUCUACAAACCGCACAAAGACAGGAAUAGCUUGGAGAGGGAGUCAGCGGUCAUCGGCAUCACCAAGUUCCAGGGUGGACGCCUCUGGAUAGAAGGUCUGCCAGGAGAACAGCACAACGAUGUUCUACGAGAGGUGGAUGACAGCGGCAACGUGAAGGCUGGCAGAUUGCAUGACGUUGCACACUGCAGUGUCCGCUUCAAUGGUGCAGUCAGACUUCAUGGGACAGAGCCGUUCCAUGGAACUAGGGCGAUUGCUGUAGCAUAUACUCCGAGGGGCCACAAGAAUCUUUCCAGCGAUCUAUUGUUGAAGUUGGAGGCGUUUGGUUUUUGGGAUGAGAGGAUGAGCUCGAAGCCGAGCGUCAGCAGCGGAAGCAGUGGAUGGUGCGGCAGCAAAGCAUACACAGUGAGCAACAGCAGCACCCACGGCAGCAGCAGGCUAGAAGCAGUGAGUGACAGAGACACAGACAACAUCACCCACGGCAGCAGCAGGCUAGAAGCAGUGAGUGACAGAGACAAAGGCAACAUCACCCGCGGCAGCAGCAGGCUAGAAGCAGUGAGUGAGAGCAGAAGUCACAACAUCCAAGAGGUCCCUAACAAUCAGGGUCAGGGCAUUUCGGAUGAUGGUGCAGUUCAGGGCCGGCCGCAUGGUGAACGAGGUUGCCAGGACGCUAGCGGGGUUGGUUUAGGAAUUCAGGGUCUAGGCGCGAGUAGCGCGCGUUGCCCCGAUGAUGAUGAUGAGGGUUGUCAGCUGCGAGGGUUCAUGGCCUCUGAAGGACCGGCAGUUCCUCCGGAAGGUGUGGAGCUAACGCGGCCAGGGGAACUUGAUGCGUUCGGGUUAGAGUCGUAUGAAGCUGCGCUGCGAGAGUUGAUGAAGAAGUGCAAGCAGGGAUGCUACGAUCCGCAGUGUGAGAAGUGCAUCCGCGCAAGGGGUGCAUCCAGGCCGCAUAGACAGAUUCACGAGGCUGGGAAAACAUAUGCCAAUCUGUCGCUAGAUGUUUCCGGACCUCACUGCGAGUCAGCUGACAAGAUGAAGUAUGCUGUUAUUGGUGUGUAUAGACUGCCAACGGGAAAGAACCUGUACUAUGCAGUUCCAACGAGGACUAAAACAGCAAAGGACGUAGCUGAUGCAGCUGCGUAUGUGAUGGCUCAGCUUGCUUCGUUGCAGGUGCCACCAUGUUUCCGGGUGCAUACUGAUUGUGGAAAGGAAUUUGAAGCUGCUCUUUUCGCGGAGCUUCAGCAGAGGCAUGGGGUCUUCCAUACCCAGUCGGUGCCUUAUCAGCCGCAGUCAAAUGGGAGGGUUGAGAGAGGAGUGCAAGCGCUUAAGCAAGCAACCAUUCGAGAUCUGUUGCAUUCUGGUCUUAGCCCCACCUUUUGGUCGUAUGCCAUUCAGAGUGCAGCAUUCCUGUCACGACUGCGUGCUCUGGACCUGACGCUACCGAAAGGGACACCUAGAAUGGGGGAUCACGUGGCAUUUCAGCGACCAGGAGCAGAUCACUUCGAGGAGAGAGCAUCGCAUGGGGUGUUUGUGGGUCACUGCACUUCAUGUGUAAAUGGAGCCUGGGUUUUGAUUCUUGAAGGUGGGGUUCUGAAGCUCAAACGGGCGAGAUUGCCGGUUCUGCUGGAUAAACCGAUUGUUCGCUGGAAAACUUCAGUGGAUCCGGAGGGAGAUCGGAGAGUCUGGGUGGCCAGUGACGGCCGAGUCGUCUGGAGCCAGGAUGCGCCAGAGGGCUUGCUAACAGUCGAGGAACGGCUAGAAGGCCCGGCGGUGGACCCUGAGGACCUUCAAAGGGUGAUCAAGCAAAGGAGUUGGGACCGUACGCCGGAAGAGGCUCUGCAAUUGUUCGGCAUGUUCGGACAUGGUUUGCUGAUGCAUGACCAUGACACUGUGCCGGAGGAAUUAGGACCUGAGGCUGAGGUUCCGGAGUUGGUUGUGAUCGAUUCGGCUUGUGAGGAUACUCACGCUGAGGAGGAGCCAUUGGUCUUCGCAGCUGCCGUUCGGAACAAGAAGGUGGCAAAGCCGGAUGACAAGGUCGAUCGCUACAAGAUUCUGCCUUACGAGGUUGAGCAAGAGAUGAACAGAGCGGAGGUCAAGGUUGCCCAGCUGGUGACCGACACGAUUGAUGCGAGGAUCUUAUCUGACCCUCGAACACCGGCGGAUGAGAAGCUGAAGUGGGUGAAUGAGGGUUUAAGGCCGGAGCUGGAAACGCUUCAAGCGAAGGAGAUCUACGACGAGUGGGAUGAGGCCGACAUCCCACCAGGAGCAAAGGUGUUACCGUCCAAGGUGGUGCUGACCAAAAAGCCUCUUGAGGGCGAUGUGGAAGUCGAUCCCACCGAUCAUUUGAGUACUUGGAGGGCAAAAGCGCGGAUUGUGGUGUGUGGGAACUAUGAGCAGAAUACGAUUGGUCAUGAUCCAGAUAAUGCCAGUGCGAAUCCGGCCAUCGAACAUAUCCGAUGGAGCGCUGCUUGCCUUGCCAGUCACCCGAGCUGGACUGGACUGGUCCUUGACGUGACAGCUGCAUUUUUGAAUGCGAAGAUGGACAACGACACCACUUUUGUCAGGCCCCCAAAGGUCCUAUCCAGAGAAGGAUUGGUGCAGCCUUCUAAGGUCUGGAGGCUUCGUCGAUUGUUGUAUGGAUUGCGUAAAGGACCUAAGCUUUGGGAGUUGUGCCGGAAUGAGGAGUUGGAUGGAAAGACGUUUGAGGAUGCAAGUGGUGUGACCUAUUUUCUUGAUCCUAUCUCGUCCGGUGUGUGGGCCAUCAGAAAGCAGGGAGAGCAACAGUCCUUUUGCGGCGUGUUCGACAUGUACGUUGAUGACGGCUUGAUCGUGGGACCGGUGGCUUUGUGUCAGGCUUUGGCAGAAGUGCUGUUGAAGAUUUGGCAGAUUAAGAUUCAAGGGUGUUUGCCAAGUGAUGAGUUGAAGAUUGGUGAAAAGGUCCAGGUGGGUGACAAGCAAGUUCCAGUCCGGCAAGAGUUGCAGUUUCUGGGAAUGGUUUUCAGACGCACUGAAAGGGGUGUUGCGCUGCAUCAGCACCACUGGGUAGAUACUGAGUUGGAGCGGCGCGGCUGGACAACGGUCAGAGGAGCUGCUAAUCUCCCAGAGGUGGCGGAAGGACAAGCGGAACCGGCACCUCGUGAUGAUGCGUAUGGUGCCGAUUUGCAUCGAGCUCAGUCGGAGAUUGGUUCUCUUUUCUGGUUGGGGCUCAGGACAAGACCGGAUCUGCUUGCAACGGUGGGGGCUUUGUCAUGUAUGAGUACGGUGGACCCGAGAAAGACGUACAAGUUGGCUACACAAGUCUGGAGGUACAUAGCCGGGACUAGGGAUAAGGUGCUCUUCUUCAAGGCCGGCGGCGAACUUCAGGAUGCAAAGCUCGCAAUCUUCGGUGAUGCAUCGCUAGCUCCGGGGGCAUCGCGAUCAAGGACGGGUGUGGUGGUAAAGUUUGGCGGGUAUGUCAUCGCCUACCGCACUCAACGCCAAUCCCUUACGGCGUAUUCGGCUUUUGAAGCUGAGGUUGAAGCGUCGGCGACGGCGUAUCAGCUGGGAAUGCAAGUGAAGCUGUUCUUGGACAAGUUCUUGCAAAGAGGAGUUGACACGGAGCUGUACGGGGACAAUUCGGCUUGUGUAAGUAAUCUGACCAAGGGGUCGGAGUAUGUGCAGCCCACUCGCACGCGCCAUUUUGGUAUGAGAUGUUCUUACUUGAGAGACCACCUCAAGAAUGAUGGCAUCCCAAUGCUGCAUAUGAGUGGAGAUUUGAUUCCGGCCGAUGGAUUGACGAAGACUCUUUCGCGAGUCAAGCUGGAAAGCUCAAGAGAGAAGCUCAAUGUUGUAUGA